Molecule: messenger RNA, 3132 nt
Organism: Microcebus murinus (gray mouse lemur)
Lineage: Eukaryota; Metazoa; Chordata; Mammalia; Primates; Cheirogaleidae
Gene: EPHB2
Product: EPH receptor B2
Biological process (GO): ephrin receptor signaling pathway; axon guidance; protein phosphorylation
Cellular component (GO): plasma membrane; dendrite
Molecular function (GO): ATP binding; transmembrane-ephrin receptor activity; protein binding
Source: RefSeq, a predicted model, not a curated record
CUCUGUGAGGAAGGCCCUCGUGGGGUGGGGUCUUAGGGCCGGACAGAGUGAUUGACAGCGCCCGGUAGGCAGGGCGGGGCCGUGACUCUCUGCUCUCCCCACAGAAACGCUAAUGGACUCCACCACCGCGACGGCGGAGCUGGGCUGGAUGGUGCAUCCUCCGUCAGGGUGGGAAGAGGUGAGCGGCUACGAUGAGAACAUGAACACGAUCCGCACGUACCAGGUGUGCAACGUGUUUGAGUCAAGCCAGAACAACUGGCUGCGGACCAAGUUCAUCCGGCGCCGCGGCGCCCACCGCAUCCACGUGGAGAUGAAGUUCUCGGUGCGCGACUGCAGCAGCAUCCCCAGCGUGCCCGGCUCCUGCAAAGAGACCUUCAACCUGUACUACUAUGAGGCUGACUUUGACUCCGCCACCAAGACCUUCCCCAACUGGAUGGAGAAUCCGUGGGUGAAGGUGGACACCAUUGCGGCCGACGAGAGCUUCUCCCAGGUGGACCUGGGGGGCCGCGUCAUGAAGAUCAACACCGAGGUGCGGAGCUUCGGACCGGUGUCCCGCAGCGGCUUUUACCUGGCCUUCCAGGACUAUGGCGGCUGCAUGUCCCUCAUCGCCGUGCGUGUCUUCUACCGCAAGUGCCCCCGCAUCAUCCAGAACGGCGCCAUCUUCCAGGAGACACUGUCCGGGGCUGAGAGCACAUCGCUGGUGGCUGCGCGGGGCAGCUGCAUUGCCAACGCUGAGGAGGUGGACGUGCCCAUCAAGCUCUACUGUAACGGGGACGGCGAGUGGCUGGUGCCCAUUGGGCGCUGCAUGUGCAAAGCGGGCUUCGAGGCCGUGGAGAAUGGCACCGUCUGCCGAGGUUGUCCCUCUGGAACCUUCAAGGCCAACCAAGGGGAUGAGGCCUGCACCCACUGUCCCAUCAACAGCCGGACCACUUCAGAAGGGGCCACCAACUGCGUGUGCCGCAACGGCUACUACAGAGCAGACCUGGACCCGCUGGACAUGCCCUGCACAACCAUCCCGUCCGCACCCCAGGCUGUGAUCUCCAGCGUGAACGAGACCUCCCUCAUGCUCGAGUGGACCCCUCCGCGCGACUCGGGCGGCCGCGAGGACCUGGUCUACAACAUCAUCUGCAAGAGCUGCGGCUCGGGCCGGGGCGCCUGCACCCGCUGCGGGGACAACGUGCAGUACGCGCCGCGCCAGCUGGGCCUGACCGAGCCGCGCAUCUACAUCAGCGACCUGCUGGCGCACACGCAGUACACCUUCGAGAUCCAGGCCGUGAACGGCGUCACCGACCAGAGCCCCUUCUCGCCGCAGUUCGCCUCGGUGAACAUCACCACCAACCAGGCAGCUCCGUCGGCCGUGUCCAUCAUGCAUCAGGUGAGCCGCACGGUGGACAGCAUCACCCUGUCGUGGUCCCAGCCGGACCAGCCCAACGGCGUGAUCCUGGACUACGAGCUGCAGUACUAUGAGAAGCAGGAGCUCAGUGAGUACAACGCCACAGCCAUAAAAAGCCCCACCAACACGGCCACUGUGCAGGGCCUCAAAGCCGGCGCCAUCUAUGUCUUCCAGGUGCGGGCGCGCACCGUGGCGGGCUAUGGGCGCUACAGUGGCAAGAUGUACUUCCAGACCAUGACAGAAGCCGAGUACCAGACAAGCAUCCAGGAGAAGCUGCCACUCAUCAUCGGCUCCUCGGCCGCUGGCCUGGUCUUCCUCAUUGCCGUGGUUGUCAUCGCCAUCGUGUGUAACAGAAGACGGGGGUUCGAGCGUGCCGACUCGGAGUACACGGACAAGCUGCAGCACUACACCAGUGGCCACAUGACCCCAGGCAUGAAGAUCUACAUCGACCCUUUCACCUAUGAAGACCCCAAUGAGGCGGUGCGGGAGUUUGCCAAGGAAAUUGACAUCUCCUGUGUCAAGAUUGAGCAAGUGAUCGGAGCAGGGGAGUUUGGUGAGGUCUGCAGCGGCCACCUGAAGCUGCCAGGCAAGAGAGAGAUCUUCGUGGCCAUCAAGACGCUCAAGUCGGGCUACACCGAGAAGCAGCGCCGGGACUUCCUGAGCGAGGCCUCCAUUAUGGGCCAGUUCGACCACCCGAACGUCAUCCACCUGGAGGGUGUCGUCACCAAGAGCACACCUGUGAUGAUCAUCACUGAGUUCAUGGAGAACGGCUCCCUGGACUCCUUCCUCCGGCAAAACGAUGGGCAGUUCACAGUCAUCCAGCUGGUGGGCAUGCUGCGGGGCAUCGCGGCCGGCAUGAAGUACCUGGCAGACAUGAACUACGUGCACCGCGACCUGGCCGCCCGCAACAUCCUCGUCAACAGCAACCUGGUCUGCAAGGUGUCUGACUUCGGGCUCUCACGCUUUCUGGAGGAUGAUACCUCAGACCCCACUUACACCAGUGCCCUGGUAAGACGGAGGCAGGGACUACAGGAGUCACAGCCCUAGAAAAAAGGACAUAAAUGUCCAUCCAUCCCUCCAGUACAUUGUCACUGACCCCUGCUUGUGCCAAGCACCAUGCUGGGCCCUGGAGACACAGAGAGACAUCCUGCCCUCUCGGAGCUCCCAGGCUGGUGGGGAACACGGAAGUACGGGAGUGACGGGGCAAUGAGCCAGGGCAGCCAGCCUUGGAGGCAGAAGGCGGCUGGCCAGAGCGGGUGACACCUGAGCCGAGAGCCGAAGGGCCAGUAAAAGUGUCUCAGAUGCCGUGUUCUCGGGGCAGGUCCCGUGCCUGGGUUCAAGCUGUAAGGGGGAGGCGGUGAGCACCUGUGCUGGAGAGGUGGGCAGGGCCAGAUCUUAGAGGGCCUUGAACGCCCACACUCACUCCUGAAAACAGUUUCGGUUGUUGAAGGGUUUUAAAUGGAAAGAAAUAAAACACAAAGAGCUGAGAGCCGCUGCUGGGGGGGGGGGGGGGGCUGCAGCCUUGGGGAGCCUGUGGGCUUCUAGAUCCUUAAGUGCGGCCUUUUGACUGAAUCCAAAUUUUAAAGAACAAUCCUUUUAUUAAAAGGGGUGCGGCAGAGGAAGAUGAAGCUUUUCUUGCCCCCUUCAGCACUUAACAAAGAACAAUUCUGAAAUCAGAAGGCCACAGGUUCCCCACAGGCAAUUAGUUUCAGAGCUGUGCCGUAUGAGACAAGCCUUGA